Molecule: messenger RNA, 1713 nt
Organism: Phragmites australis (common reed)
Lineage: Eukaryota; Viridiplantae; Streptophyta; Magnoliopsida; Poales; Poaceae
Product: protein TRIGALACTOSYLDIACYLGLYCEROL 3, chloroplastic-like
Exons: 11
Coding region: 363-1313 (316 amino acids)
Molecular function (GO): ATP hydrolysis activity; ATP binding
Source: RefSeq, a predicted model, not a curated record
CUUUUCCUCGCACCCAUCACGCGGCGCCGACCAUGGCGUCGCCGUCCAUCCCCGCGGCUCUUCGUCACCCGCGCCUCCCCGCCGGUGGAGGAUUCCUCUUCCAUUCGUCCGGGGACCCAACUCCGCGUUCCGCGCUCCCGUCCAGGCAAAGCUUUCUUUCUCACAAACUGUUCUUUUCUUGUCGCCUCGUCUAGUUUUCUCGCGAGCUUGCGCGACAAUCUUUCUGUGGCGAUAUAGUAUGUGUCGGUCGAUCCAUGUGAUAGAUUUUUUAUUGCGUUGUUCCAUCUGCUCAUACUCGAAUCGAUUGGUGCAACGAAUGCUCUUGUUUUCCACACGAGAAACAAGGCUUGCCAAUAAAUCAGAUGUCAGGAGAUGUUCCUGUGAGAAGGUGCCAGACAUGUUCUGGUCCUGUUUUGGCUGCAAGCAGUCGUGGUUUGGGCAAUGUGGACAAUCUGAAUGAGAGUUCAAGCUUGUCUAGGAGCAGGGAUUUCUGCAGUCAGAUUGAUGACGACCGUGAUGUACUCAUAGAAUGUAGGGAUGUUCAUAAGUCAUUUGGAGAUAAGCAUGUACUGAGAGGUGUCAGCUUCAAGAUUAGACAUGGUGAAGCUGUUGGGAUAAUUGGACCUUCAGGAACUGGCAAGUCAACUAUUUUGAAGGUUAUGGCUGGGCUGCUAGCUCCAGACAAGGGAGAUGUUAUCAUUUGUGGAAGGAAAAGACAUGGUUUAGUUAGUGAUGAAGAUAUAUCGGGGCUCCGCAUUGGUUUGGUUUUUCAAAGUGCAGCACUUUUUGAUUCUCUCACUGUUCGUGAAAAUGUUGGGUUCCUUUUAUAUGAAAAUUCCAGCUUACCCGAGGACCGCAUUGGUAAAUUAGUAACAGAAACUUUGGCUGCGGUAGGACUAAAGGGUGUUGAAGAUCGUAUGCCAUCUGAGUUGUCUGGUGGCAUGAAAAAGCGUGUUGCUCUAGCUCGUUCAAUAAUAUUUGACGAUACAAAGGAGGUAAUCGAGCCAGAGGUUCUUUUAUAUGAUGAACCAACAGCUGGGCUUGACCCGAUUGCAUCAACUGUCGUGGAAGACCUUAUACGCUCUGUGCAUAUGAUAGGGCAGGAUGCACUUGGUAAGGCAGGAAAAAUAGCUUCUUAUGCGGUUGUCACUCAUCAGCAUAGCACAAUAAGAAGAGCUGUCAAUAGGUUGUUGUUUCUCCAUGAUGGGAAGAUAGUUUGGGAAGGAAUGACACAUGAGUUCACAACGUCAACUAAUCCAUUUGUUCAACAGUUUGCAUCUGGUAGCUUGGAUGGGCCCAUACAAUAUUUCUAAGAUUCACGAAGUAGUGAGUCGGACCUUAGGUAUUCUUGUACACCCUCUCUCUCAGAUUAGCCCAGCAGUAUCUGGGGCAUCAAGAAUCAGAAAUGCGCAUACCAGCGGUGGUCAGGAGAUGUAAACACAUUCGGCUUACCAUUGUUCCUUUGAGCUUGAUUGUUAUCUGCAACAACAUCAGUCCGAUACGGCAUCCUCUAUUUGAGCAUAGCAGCAACACCAGCUUGUGAAAUAAGUGCUAAUUUCUACUUCCUUCUUAGGGAAGCUGUGCGAUCAAGAGAAAAGAACAUUUUAUCAAAACCUUUUUUUAAAUAGUGAGAUGAUGUAAAUAUAACUGUCACUUAUAGCAGCAUCGAUCCUGCACUAUUAUCAUAUUAUUGUUUGGAUAUGUUAGUCUGAA